Messenger RNA from Dermacentor silvarum, 2429 nucleotides. RefSeq lists its product as uncharacterized. NCBI's taxonomy places the organism in Eukaryota, Metazoa, Arthropoda, Arachnida, Ixodida, Ixodidae. The record is from RefSeq and is a predicted model, not a curated record. Gene Ontology annotation, molecular function: zinc ion binding; nucleic acid binding. The transcript has a single exon. The coding region runs from base 32 to 1318 and encodes 428 amino acids.
GGCAGCUACGCUACGGGGCGACGACUCGACGAUGGCACACCAGCAACUGCCCGACUUCGACGACGAAAGAGACAACUGGAAGGCCUAUGUUAUCAAGGCAGAGGCAUACUUUGAGGCAACGGGCGUGACGGAAUCGGCAAAGAAACGGGCACUUUUGGUGGCAGCUUUAAGCACGCGCACCGUUCAAAUAUUAGCAGGAAGAGUAGCGCCGAAGAAGCCGAAUUCAUUGGAGUACGAAGACGUCGUGAAAGUCUUGGACGAGUUCUUUGAUCCCAAGCGCCAUGAGAUUACCGAAAGCUUCCGCUUCUUCAACCGCUGCCAGCUUGACGGUGAGUCUGUCCAAGAAUUCAUUACUGAUAUUCGUCGAAUUGCGGACAACUGCAAUUUUGGUACUAUGCUCGACCGAAUGCUACGAGAUAGAAUUGUGUGCGGCAUAAGAUCGAGCGCGCUGCAGAAACAACUCCUGACAAAGAAAGAUCUGUCCGUAGAGGACGCUGAAACGAUGGCACUGUCGGCUGAAGCUGCAGACAAGGAUGCCAAUAAAAUGGGCGCAGACGCGUCGGCGGUGCUUAAAAUUAAGGCGCAGUCAACCUCAACGAAAGAGGUACCGGUAGAAUGUGGGCGUUGUGGCAGCAUAAAGCACAACAGUAAUGCCUGCCGUUGGAGUAAUGCUCGUUGUUAUCACUGUGGUCGACGUGGUCACCUAGCAGUAAAAUGCCGGAACGAAGAAAGCGCAAGGCCUCGAACUCGAGAAGGAGCCCGGGGAUUUCGCGGCAGAGUACUGACUGUUAAGGAAGGGGAGACAGAUGAAGACAUAGAGGAUAGCAUGCACAUUUGGACGCUAAAAUCUACGCGGGAGGUAAAGGUGAAGCCCCCAAUUCGACGGACCUUCACAUGGGGAGGUGUGGACGUAUCAAUGCUUAUCGAUACGGGUUCCCCGGUCUGCGUCGUGUCUCGACAGCUAUUUGAGCAGCACAAAAACGCUUGGCCUUCGCUACGGCCUUCACGCACGAAGUUAUCAUGCUACCUCGGAAAGUUGCCAGUUUUUGGAGAGCUCCUGUUGCCGGUGUCGUACGACAGUACAACUGUAGAAUGCGCAUUGGUGGUGCUAGAUUGCCCCGGUCCAAGCUUAUGUGGUCGAGACCUAAUUUCCCUUCUGAGCGACGCAGGCUCCCCGGUCCUCAGCCUCUCAGCCAAGCCGCUGACCGCACAGCCGUCUACCACAACGCAGGUCACUGCUGACGUGUUCGCCGAGUUUCCAGAUGUUUUCAGCUCGGAUCUAGGCCUCAUCAAAGGCCCCCGGCACACCUACAGCUGAAGGAGGGAGCCACGCCCAAGUUCUGUAAGGCCCGAUCUAUUCCCUUCGCUCUCCGCGACAAGGUAUCUGAAGAGCUUGAUAGGCUCGUGGCAUUAGGCGUUUUGUCACCGGUACCGCAUUCCGAGUGGGCUACGCCCAUUGUACCUGUCCUUAAGAAGGACGGCACCGUUAGGAUUUGCGGCGACUUCAAAGUCACUUUAAAUUCGGCAUGUGAGCUGGAGCAGUACCCGUUGCCAGUAAUCAACGACAUGUUCGCAUCCUUAAGCGGUGGAAAACAUUUCAGCACACUGGACUUACGUGACGCAUAUAACCAAGCCCCUCUCGAUGAGCAAUCGCGCCAGUUAUGCGUGAUUACUACGCAUAAAGGUCUUUUCUGCUACAACAGAUUACCUUUCGGCAUUGCCUCUGCGCCAGCCAUUUUUCAACGUAGAAUGGAAACAGUUCUACAAGGCUUAUCAGGCGCGCAAGCUUAUCUGGACGAUGUCUUGGUGUCCGAAAGAGCAGGAAGUGACGACGUGCUAAAAGCCGUUCUGCAGCGUUUCCGCGAGAGUGGUGUUAAACUGCGGCUCGACAAAUGCAAAUUUCGGCAAGUGUCCGUUACAUAUCUUGGCCAUCGAAUCGAUCAGCAAGGAUUGCACCCAAUAGAAAAGAAUGUCGAAGCUAUCACAGAAGCCCCUAGCCCGAAAAAUGUAGCUGAGCUUCGUUCUUUUCUUGGCAUGAUCACUUUCUACUCAAAAUUUUUGCCGAACAUAUCAUCUCUGCUCGCUCCGCUGUAUCGGCUGCUGGAAAAGAACAGACAUUGGCUCUGGGAACAAGAGCAACAAACGGCGUUUGAUAAAGCAAAACGGUGCUUGCAGCAAGCAGGGGUGUUGGUUCAUUUCGACCCUUCACAACCGCUGAAACUAGAGUGCGACGCAUCGCAAAAAGGAAUCGGUGCAGUGCUUUUUCACACGAAAGGGAACGUCAACAAGCCGAUCGGGUUUCGUUCAAGGACAUUGUCGAAAGCAGAAAAAAUUAUUCGCAACUUGAACGUGAAGCAUUGGCCCUCGUAUUUGGAGUAAUGAAGUUUCGUGAUUACCUUCUAGGCCGAGAAUUCAUCCUGGUCACAGAU